Messenger RNA from Thermothelomyces thermophilus ATCC 42464, 1383 nucleotides. RefSeq lists its product as uncharacterized. The transcript is spliced from 2 exons. The record is from RefSeq and is a predicted model, not a curated record. Bases 678 to 1298 code for a protein of 206 amino acids. Lineage: Eukaryota; Fungi; Ascomycota; Sordariomycetes; Sordariales; Chaetomiaceae.
UGCAUAUUUUCUUUUCUUGCAAAGUUGUUGAAGUCUGCCUGCCAUCUAAAUUUCUAAAAAUCUAAUCUCCUGCAAACCGUUCUGUUCCUAGUUUGCGGCUUCGCGCUGCAAGCAUCCUCGCUGUUUCCGCUUGGGCUUGGCAACGUGGUGCCUGAACCUGCGCUUGUUCCUGUGCCAACGGCCCCGCUUGCCCGCCUUCCUGGGACAGUGUGCCAACACGACGACGAAUCGGCGCGCAGACGCUCCGAGGGCCCUAAGUCCCCGGAAAACGUGCACCUCACGUUUUACUAUAUCACAGUAUCUCUCUGUUCGAGACGAUCGGACUGCCGCUCGACAACCCUGUGUCAACCACGGGCGGGGAUUGAAUAGCGCCACCCAGACACGCAGCGGCCGAUUGGGAGAGAGAUUCAAAACGUCGUUUCCGCAGCAAGGAGAAGCACACUCAUAUCAUACACUUCCCUGCCGCAUUUGGUGUCACAGCCGAGAACUCCGAAGCUGGGAACCAAUCCCUUCCUGCGCCAAAGGAUCUUCGCUGAGAAGCUUUUGUGGCGGAUGAGAUUGUUGGGCGCCCGACGGAACGUACCCAACCAGUUCGCUUGAGAAACCUCCGCAACUCUCCAACUAUUUCCCAAGAAUCGGCGACGACACCCGAUCGCACUCCGACAACACUCGCCAUCAUGUUGUUCGCAAUUAUGUUCGCCUUUUGGCGCUUCGCCGAGAUCGUCACACUGAUCCCCAUCACGGGCAUGCUCGCCUGGUUCGUGGACGGCUACCUGGAUGCUAACGUCAUGACGCCGGCGCACAUCCUGAUCCUCUUCAUCGUCUCGGUGCUGGCGCUGGCCUGGUCCAUCUUCACGCUCUUCAGCUACCACCGGUCGUCGGCCAAUGCGCACUUCGUGGCGCUGGUUGACCUUGCCUUCGUCGGCGCCCUGAUCGCGGGCGUCUACUACCUGCGCUUCGUCGCCCGCACCGACUGCGCCUCGGUCCGCCCGGGGUCGCCCACGGACAUCAGCCUCGGCAUCUUCGGCAACGCCCGCAUCAACUACGGCCUGCCCGAGAUCAGCGUCAGCAAGACGUGCGCCAUGCUCAAGGCCAGCUUCGGCCUGGGCAUCAUGAACACCAUCUUCUUCUUCAUCACCGCCGUGCUGGCCUGGAUCCACGGCGACAACGCCGCCCGGAGCGAGCGCCGCCGCACCUACAGCCGCCACGCCAGCCGCAGUCGCCACCGCAGCCAUAGCGGCCACCGCCAUGGCGGGAGCCGGCGGAGCUCGCACUCGCACCAUCGUGCUUAUGUCUGAGGCGUGUCCGAGAGGAAAGAAGGGGAGGAACGAAAUGAAGAAAAGGAAAACGAAGAGGAAAGGGGAAUAGGGAGGGUUUGUUGCG